AUGGCUCCCCAGACCGGCCCCAGCGAGAAGGGGACGGGAUCUGUUCCAGCCUUCCCACAGCUCUUCACCUGGGAAGAGAUCGGGAUCCGCAACGGCCGCGGGCAAGGCCGGGAGCAGUGGCUGGUGAUCGACAGGAAGGUUUAUGAUGUCAGCGAGUUUUCCAAGAGACAUCCCGGGGGCAGCCGGGUUAUCAGCCACUAUGCCGGGCAGGAUGCCACGGAUGCCUUUGUGGCAUUUCACAAUGACAAGUCCCUGGUGAAAAAGUACCUGAAAUCUCUGCUGAUUGGGGAGCUGGCACCAGAUCAACCCAGCUUUGAGUCUAAUAAAAAGAAAUCCCUCUUGGAGGAUUUUCGUGAGCUGCGCUGCACCAUUGAGAAGAUGGGACUCCUGAGGCCAAAUUAUUUCUUCUUCUUCCUGAUUUUCCUUCACCUCCUGGUGCUGGAGGCUGCAUCCUGGCUCGUGCUUUGGUACUUUGGCAUAUCCCUGGUGCCUUUCCUGGCUGGCAUGUUGUUCUUCACCACUGCUCAGAUUCAGAUGGGCUGGUUCCAGCAUGAUCUGGGGCACUGCUCUGUCUUCAGGAAGCCCAGGUGGAAUCAUCUCCUGCAGAUCGUGGUGAUAAACGUGCUGAAGGGGCUGCCAGCCAGCUGGUGGAACCACCUGCACAACCAGCACCACGCCAAGCCCAACUGCUUCCGCAAGGACCCCGACCUCAACAUGCACCCUCUGCUCUUCAGCCUGGGAAAGACCCUCUCCGUGGAGCUUGGAAAGCAGAAGAAGAAGUUCAUGCCUUACAAUUACCAGCACAAGUAUUUCUCCUUGCUGGCCCCGCUCGCCCUCAUUCCCUUCUUCCAGCUGUCAAUAUUCUACUUUGGAAUCAAGAGGAAAAAGUGGUUGGAACUGAUGUUGGUUGUGGCUUUCAACAUCCGAGUCUGCCUCAUGUACGUUCCUUUAAUGGGAUUUAAAAUCUUCAUGAUCUACUACUGGCUGUCCAGGUACCUUGAGAGUACCUGGUUUAUUUGGGUGUCCCAGAUGAAUCACAUCCCAAUGAACAUUGACUAUGACAAGAACAAAGACUGGGUGUCUACUCAGCUCCACGCAACCUGCAACGUGGACCAGUCUGUGUUCAAUGACUGGUUCACUGGGCACCUGAACUUCCAAAUUGAGCACCACCUGUUCCCCACAAUGCCUCGGCACAACUACUGGAAAGUGGCUCCCCUGGUGAAAAGCCUGUGUGACAAGCAUGGCAUUGAGUACAAAAGCAAAACUUUGUUGACAGCCUUUGUAGAUAUUUUGCACUCCCUGAAGGAUUCUGGGGAGCACUGGCUGGAAGCAUAUCUGCAUGGAUAGAAACUGGCAACUUUCCAAGGGAAUCCCUUUACCACACAACUGCUGCCAAGAGUCAGGACACACCAGCACUGUGCGUGUCCCCAGGCACAGGAACUCAGGAGCUGGGCAAAGUUAAUUUCAGUAAGAAUGAAAUGGGAAAGUGGCUUCAAGAAACAUUUUUUUCCUUGUUCUCAACCAUGAACCUCUGUUUUUUCCUGCUCUCAAUCUCAGAAUUCAGAGAUGGGCUUUUAAACUUGGGGAGAAGUAGCUCUUGAAUCAGCUUGAUCAGUUCAACUUUAUUGGAAGUGCAGCUGCUUGCUUAUGGAAGAUGUUUGAAAGGAAAUUCUUCUCAGAGUCAUGGAAUCCUGGAAUGGUUUGGGCUGGAAGGGACCUUAAAGAUCCUCUUUCUCCACCCCCUGCCACGGGCAGGGACAUAUUCCACCAGACCAGGUUGCUCCAAGCUCUGUCCAGCCUGGCCUUGAACAGUUCUAGGAAUGGGACAUCCACAGCUUCCCUGGGAAACCUGUUCCAGUGCCUCACAAUAAAGAAUUUCUUCCUAAUAUCCAAUCUACAUCCACCCUCUGUCAGUUCAAAACGAUUGUCCCUCAUCCUCUCCCUACAAGUUCUGACAAAACUCGCCUUCUUCCUCACAAGCCUCUUUCUAUUAAGGUCUCCUUUGUGUUCUUGACUCAGUGGAUCAGUGGAAAAAAUGCAGGAAAAGUGUGAGACGUCAGGAGACAUUAGGUCAAGGGGAAUUUUUAAGGGAUCUUCUAGAACAGACCAAAUAAAUGUUCAAAGAACGAGGUGGCUUCUGGGGCAUGUCUCCAUCACUUCUGGUCACUUUGCUGUGACUAUGAGGGGUUGUUGCAGGUUCUGUUCCUGGAUUGCAUGGACAGGCAGACCAGCUGGGGCUGCUUACACCUGCAGGAGCCAGUGGGAACAUAGUUUGUAUGGCAUGUGGUAUCUGUGGGCGUAAAUACAUGUCUGGGUUUUAACUGAGGGCUGACUGUGCUCUCAGAUUGGAUUUCUGCUGUAGACCAGCUUUGAAUCAGGCUGAGAAGACAAAGCAUUGAGGAGUAGGUCCAGAUUUCAAGGAUAUUUAGGGUACUCUUGCUCUUAUAUAUAUAUUACAUUUUAUCUAGAAGUUUACCUCUUGGUGGCUUAGUUUUACAAGCGAAUUAUGAACAAAGUUCUUGAUCGUGGUUUUUAGAUUGAAGUCAAAGCCUGUUUUAAAAGGAGAUUUUUAGAAGCUGUUUUAGAAGGAGAUUUAUCUUGCUGAUUUUGAAAAGCAGUUGUGAUUCAAUGACAUUUUCUAAUGCCACUUAGAGCAAACAUAUUCCAUUUUGGGACUGGCAGAACUCAUGUGGUGCUGUACCCACCUCACUGACCCAAAACCAAGAAGCUUUUAGUGGCAAAUAAAGAUACAAUUUGCCCAUAAAAGCAAAGGCCACAUUGUUCUUCUCCUCUGUCUUCACACCCAGAACGUUCAGUGGAUAAAUCAUCCACAGAAGGAAUAUGUGGGAGAUUUAAAAGCAGUUCACUGUGUUGCAAUUUACAGACAACAACACCCCUCUUCUGGGUAACAGGAUCAAGCCUAACGAACAAAGCAUUAGGAGUUUGGACUUUUUUAUUUUUGCCUUUUUGUUUUUGUUUUUGUUUUUCCAGAACAUCUGCAUUCAUCCUUUUUAUUUAAAUUUUUGUGUGUAGGUGGAAGUACCAAUAACACUGUCCUGGCUAUAUCAUAAUAAUGGCUGACAUAUGUUUUUGAAAAGAGCCCUGUUUAAAAAAAUUUUUAAAGUGUUUAAAAUGUAGUUUAGAAAUCCCUGCUAAUUGGUCCCCACAGCAAUUUUGUUCUCAAAUCCAGGACUGGUUAUAAUGGUGAUACCCAUAAUUAUUUGCAAAAGCAGAAAAAUUUUAUAAUUAUUUAAGGGAUAAUACUGCCUUAAGAUGAUUGCAGGAUUUCAUGGUACUACAUAAAGGCAUUUUAGGAUUGCUGUCCUGCUGAAGGUGAUAUAAAUAUUGAGGAUUCCUCCUUCUAUUUGCCAGUGAGACUUGAAAGCUGUGCUGAUCCUGUGUCCCACUGAAGUCAAUACAAGGCUGAAUCAAAAGGGUUCUUUGUGGUGUCAGUCUCAUAAAUUAAACUGAUCAUUUGUAGAGUUUAAUUAGAAUUCUGCUUAUUUGAAUGCCAUUAUUUAUUGAUUCUUUUUCCAAUCU
This is a messenger RNA of Oenanthe melanoleuca, 3540 nucleotides long. RefSeq names its product acyl-CoA (8-3)-desaturase-like. Gene Ontology annotation, molecular function: oxidoreductase activity, acting on paired donors, with oxidation of a pair of donors resulting in the reduction of molecular oxygen to two molecules of water. The record is from RefSeq and is a predicted model, not a curated record. Gene Ontology annotation, biological process: lipid metabolic process. Lineage: Eukaryota; Metazoa; Chordata; Aves; Passeriformes; Muscicapidae. Gene Ontology annotation, cellular component: membrane. The coding region runs from base 1 to 1347 and encodes 448 amino acids. The transcript has 12 exons.